GCUCGGCCCCAUAGCGUUCGCACGACUCUUAUUGCAGGUCGCUCCCAGAAACAUGGUCUAAAUAGCUGUGGGAUGAGGCGUCAGCAGUACCACUGUGUAUGGACUUCCUGUAUCUGUGGCGCUGCGGCCUCAGCAUGGGUACGGAAGUGUAACUCCGUAACGAAAACCAUAUAAUUGGCCGGUUGAAAGUCGACUGGGGGAUUGCCUACAAAGCAUGUACGAUAUACGUAACGACACGAUGGCUGUACAUGUGACGGACAUCGUCUACCUGCUCUGGACGAGGUUGCAAUCGCACCCCAAUAGCGACGCUGACGCCAGGUCCGUCCUCUCUACUCCAUUGAGUCUCCGGUAACCGUACAAGGCGCGAUCUCUCAUCCACUCGCGCUCAAGCUGCACGUCUCGACGCUCGCGAUGCAAACGUACAACGCGUAAGCGGGGGAUUACCCGCAGGCACCCUUCGUAGGUGCCCACCUAUGUAUACAUUUUGCGAAGACGCACUGCAGUAAUGCACGUGAAGUAUCGUCGAGACCACACGUCAGAUGAUGGGCCUCGAAACCUAUCGGUCAUUCGUCGCUCCUCACCGAGGAGCCACCACGAAGCAAUGCACCCAUCCCGUAGAUUGCACUUAUGCACCACGCGAUAUCGUUGCUCUUGCGCAAGAUGACGCAGUCCGCCCCGCUCGCCUUGGCCGUCGCCUUCUCAGCAAUGCCCAAAGUCGUCAUCAUAGAUUGUGUUCUACGAGGACAAAGAGAACAGUAGAAGCGCACGAAUGCUUGUUCGACCAAAAUGAAUUUGAAGCAGCUAAUCGCCGGGGAUUUCUGGCCUCUUCAACCAUUAGUACUGCAGUUCACCAGAUUCACUGUGUCUAUAUUCGAGUUCCGCUGACACACCAGAGCGAGCUACGAUAUUGGCGUGCCGGAGAAUCAGACACAACGUUCCACAACGUCUACGACUGAACGCCCAAACGGGCCGUUCGUUGUGGCCGAUGCUCAAGUCCACGGAGAUCGUGUGGCUUCUCUGGUAUGGAGAGGCUAUGGUAUAAAAGAAGACCGAAACAACUGGACUUCAGCGUCGAACACACCCUACCCAGUCAUCCCGGAUAUUCUUCUUCGACUAUCUACUAAGCUUCCUGCAUCAUGCCUCUCCCUACCAAGAUGACUGCCGUCGGCAUCUCCAAGACAGGCAACUCUCCCGACGUCAUCGAGGAAUUCCAGUUCCCUGUCCCAACCCCCGGCCUGAAUCAGAUCCUCAUCAAGGUCGAGUGGGCUGGAGUCAACUGGUCUGAUGCCCAGAAACGCAGGGGCGUAUGGCCACUCGCGCUCCCACCCUUCCCAUUUGCCCUUGGUGUCGAGUGCGCCGGAACAAUUGUCUCCGUCCCCACAGAUGACGAGGUGCUGAAGGACGAGGAGUACAAGGUACGCUCGCUCAACAUUGGCAGCAGGGUUGUCUCGUUCGGGAUGGCCUUCCCCAAUGGACCGAUGUCGGAAUACUUCGUCACGACCUGGGACACCGUCUAUCCUCUACCUGACGAAAUUUCGGGCCGCACUGCGAUAGCGACGCUCACCCCUGGCUGCACGGCCCUCGCGCUCGCGACGGAGGCAUACAAUGUCCAAGCAGGCGACUUUGUCCUCGUGCACACCGUCGCGGGCAGUGUCGGGCUCUUCUUCGCACAGCUGAUCAAGUCGCGGGGAGGAAUCGUUAUCGGCACGACGAGCACCCCUGAGAAGGCGGCAAUUGCGAAAGCCAAUGGGGCGGACCACGUGAUCAUAUACAAGACUGAGAACGUCGCGCAGCGCGUGCUCGAGAUCACUGGCGGGCUGGGCGUGCACGCGAUCUUCGAUGGGGUCGGGAAGGACACGUUCCAAACGAAUCUGGCCUGCAUCCGUACGAAGGGCACGAUUGUCUGGCUCGGGUUCGCCUCGGGCCUCGUCGAGCCCUUUGCGCCCCACAUCACCGCGAUGAAGGCGGCCAAGUACGUCUUCGCAUCGGCCGCCGCGUACUUUGCGGAUAGGAAGGCUGGUCGGGAGUACGUGGCGGAGGUUUUCCGACUCGUCGCGAACGGGGUCUUCAAGCCGUUCGUGCACAAUGAGUACCCGCUCAGUGCGGCGGGGGUUCACGGAGAGAGAGCUAUGGGAGGGGAUGACCGCUGAGAAGUGUACGUGCAGAAACAUGCCCUUCGAAGAACGUCUGGUAACCACGCAUCGCAAUCACUCAUAUUAAUGCAAGCUAUUU
This is a messenger RNA of Dichomitus squalens LYAD-421 SS1, 2232 nucleotides long. Its product is annotated as NAD(P)-binding protein. Bases 1137 to 2150 code for a protein of 337 amino acids. The record is from RefSeq and is a predicted model, not a curated record. Gene Ontology annotation, cellular component: cytoplasm. Gene Ontology annotation, molecular function: quinone reductase (NADPH) activity. NCBI's taxonomy places the organism in Eukaryota, Fungi, Basidiomycota, Agaricomycetes, Polyporales, Polyporaceae. Gene Ontology annotation, biological process: cellular response to oxidative stress. The transcript is spliced from 9 exons.